ACUACAGUACUGCAUCUUUAAGCACUAUGCCAAUAUCCUGUGUUAACUGAACCCUGAGCAUGAGGCUAUUCCCAUUUUAGAUCUACUGCCCUUUUUGUCAGCAGAAUGUCUUGAUAUUUUGGCCUGUAAUUAUUAAUUAACCUUUCCUGGUAAUUUCCAUUGAGAUCAGGUGAACUGUUUUUAUGGAGAAAUCAAGACUGCAGAUUGAAUUUACACAUCUUUAACUUCUACACUAUCUUCGACGCAUCAUGCAUGCACAACAGUUCAUUUUUAAGGUGCGAUCUACCAUAGAUAUUAGAGUAAAUUAUCAUUUACUCCAAUAUCUAUGGAUCUACUAAAGAAUUUAGAUACUAGAAACGGACCUGGAUAUGAAACAGGAAGUAGACUACCAGGUAUAUGUAUAUGUAGUAGGUACAUGCAAACUGACACAAGUGUUAUGACCACAACACCCACGUAAGUUCUACAAUGAUAUGAACGAUAGCUGGACCACGCCUACACACCAUGUCAGAACAAAACGGUAUUUAUAAAGGGAGGGCUAGGCACUCCACUCCACUAGUAGGAGGGUCACUCUACCUCUGGGCAGGGGCACAGAUUGAUUUACCUAGAACACUUGCUCGAUUUCAUGAUUCACAUCAAAGGAGGAAACUGGUCUCAGCAGUCGAGAAAUUUACUCUUUCAACAGGUCGCUGGUCCUCUCACCUAACAAGAGGCACUCCUCCAUUAGGAGUGGUGGGCUACUACUGUACCACCUUUCGUUCUAAUAUUUAUUAUUAUGGUGGCUUUUGUGGUCAUGAUACUUGUUUCCACAACAGUUUAAGUGUACUAAAUACACUGACCAUGAGCUGGACUCAGUUGCAUCCUAAUGAUGAGUCCAUGAUGAAGAAAGCCUAUGGUGGAAUGCUAUCACUGGAACUUGAUGAAACUGACUAUCUUUUCAUAGUCGGAGGGACAGGUCCUACACCAGCUGUCAGACAUCCUCAGUUUCAAUAUGAGCAGCUUGAGGAUGGUGUAGCUCGUACUAAUGAACAGUUACUUUAUAAUCUAUCUAAUGGUGAGUUUCAUAUAAAAUAAUAAAAUUUUUAUUUU
This is a messenger RNA of Amphimedon queenslandica, 1086 nucleotides long. RefSeq lists its product as uncharacterized. NCBI's taxonomy places the organism in Eukaryota, Metazoa, Porifera, Demospongiae, Haplosclerida, Niphatidae. Gene Ontology annotation, molecular function: protein binding. The transcript is spliced from 2 exons. Bases 502 to 1071 code for a protein of 189 amino acids. The record is from RefSeq and is a predicted model, not a curated record.